Molecule: messenger RNA, 2770 nt
Organism: Varroa destructor (honeybee mite)
Lineage: Eukaryota; Metazoa; Arthropoda; Arachnida; Mesostigmata; Varroidae
Biological process (GO): positive regulation of transcription by RNA polymerase II
Cellular component (GO): nucleus
Molecular function (GO): transcription coactivator activity
Source: RefSeq, a predicted model, not a curated record
AACUAUGCAUAAUAUUAUGUAUAAGACAUUUUCUGAUGUUUAAAAUUCGCAGCGUCGAACACCAAUAAGCCAAAACCAAUGCACUUAGGUUUUUCAGAAUAUAAGUUUCACUGCGUAAAACUAACAUUAAUUCUUUCAAGGGAUAUUUUCAAUGUCAAGAUUUACACUGACAAAGACGCCAAGUCCCAGCGAUUCGAAAUUAUGCAACCUCGUCGUGUACUUAGUGCGAGCAGCGUAUUUGGCAGAAUUUAGGACGGGAGGAAGGAUGCAGCUAUGUUACCUUUAUAGACGACACAAACGCCCGCGCUUAUAUUUGACAUCUCAGGAUAACUAUAGGUUACUGUUGCUUGUUUGGUCUUAGUUGUGUACGGUUUGCAGUAGCAGUGUUCGGAACCGGCGGCGCCCUUGGUUCGUCAGUGGGGUGUAACUUUCGUGCAUGUUGCGGUUCAAAUUUGUGCUCCACCGUUUGUGUGAGUGUCAGGGUUUUGUGGGAGUGUUGCUAAAGGGUAACAGGGUAAGAUGUCGGUGGCAUCGUAUCCGAACAAACCCGGGCCCUCAAGCUCACCCGGUCCGGCACAACAGUUGAGGCCAUCUCCUAAUCCGGCUCAAAUACAAAGGAUGCUCGACGAAAACGCUCAGCUCAUUCAGGCAAUUGCCGAUUAUCAGGCCAAAGGAAAAACUCAGGAAUGUCUUCAACAUCAGAGCAUCCUUCAUAAGAACCUUGUAUAUCUCGCGCAGUUAGCUGACGUGGCACCCCAACAGGUGAUCCACUCAAUGUUGCCGCCUCCUGGCCCGCCAGAAAUUGCGGCCGGACCUCCUGGAGGACCUGGCAAUUAUCCACCUGGCUACGGUCCACCGGGUGGACCCGGGGGACCUAACGGACCUCCAGGCGCUCCCCCCGGAACAUCGACGGGCCCUUAUGGCCCACCUAGUGGCCUUCAAAGGCAGCCUCCGUACGGAGGCCCGCCGACUAGCGCUUCCGACGCACCCCCACCAGGCCAGCCCUAUCCACCAAGACCUGGAUACCCUCCGCCAGCAGGUUAUCAACCCGGUUUUCCUAGUGGUCAGCAACCUGGUAACCCAAGCGUUCCUGGUGCAGUCGGUGCACCUGGUGGGCCGAGCGGUCCUGGCGGACCAGGAGGUCCAAGCGGCCCCGCCGGUCCUGGAGGUCCUGCUGGCCCUGGCAGUCUUACUACAACCGGUGGUACAGGUGGCCCACCAGGUGGACCUUAUUCUGGUCACUACCCUGGCACUCAGCCCGGCCAGUAUCCUCCACCACAAGGGGGUCCUCACAACGGACCUCCGCCAGUGUCGACCGCUGCCCCACCUGGACCACCUCAAGGUCCUCAGUCGGGGCCACCUGGUCCCCCGGCACCCCCUCAUCUGCAUUUUGGUCCUCAAGGCCCACAAGGCCCGUUGCCAGCGCAAGGUCCAUCAACAUCCGGUGGUCCUCCUCAUCCGAGUCAACCUACGACUCCAAACGCACCACCAAUAACGCUACCAUCGGCAAGUCAAGCUGGACCACUUCCAUCACAACCACCGGCACAUGUGUCGCAACCAAUACAGCCUCCAAUGUCUGCGGCUCCUCCUAUACCAACAUCGGCGCCUCACCUUCAGACAGUCGCGCCUACACAAGUACUCUCUCAGCAACCAAUUAUGGCAGUUCCUUCUAUUCAAACGCCUCCUACGUCGGCUCCGCAACCAGUUAUUACGGGACCUCAAGGACCUGCACCACCUAACCAACCGGGGCAGCCCUGUCCACCCACAUCAACAGCAGGGUCAUCACCGGUUGCUCCAGGACAACCACCCGGUGGUCCACCUGGUGCUGCUCAAAAUGCACCUCCAGGCGGUCCCACUAGCGGCCCUCCUGGAGGUCCACCAGGUGGUCCUCAAGGUCCACCCGGCCAAUAUCCAGGCAGCCCUGCACAUCCAGGCCAUCCAGGACCUUACGGUCCCCCACCGGGACCACCAGGUCAGCAAUAUCCUCCUGGAGCGUAUCCGCCAGGUCAGGGUCCACCUCCUGGUCAGCAGUACCCCCCCGGGGCUGCGCCGCCUGGCCAGGGACCUCCAGGACCGUACCAGCAUUACCCCGGGCAAUAUCCACCUCCACCUGCUGGCCACGCGUAUCCACCCCAUGCCCAACCGUACGGACCCCCUGGCAGCCAAUACCCGCCACAUACACCUCAUCCACAAGGCUACCCCCAACCUCCUCAAGGUUAUCCUCCGCAUCCUGGUCAAGGAUACCCUCCUCAAGGAUAUCAAGGUUAUGGUGGGCCGCCUAGAGGCUAUCCUCAGCCACAACAAGGCUACCCGCCGCAUUAUGCGCAAGGGAGAGCACCCUACCCAGGAGGACCAUAUCCCCCAACAGGAGGUCCUGGACCCCACGAAGGUCAAGGACCUCCGGGAGGUCCUCCACAGGGGCCAGGAGGACCACCUUUUGGUCCUCCAGCGGGUUAUCCUCAACAUGCGGUUGGAACGCCGCAACCGCCACCGCAGGGAGGUCCUGGUGGGCCUGGAGUACCACAACAAGGUCCUCCACCUGUUGGAGCCCCGUCUACGUCCGGUCCUCCACCUACAGGGCCAACAGGCUAAAAGGGACGAAACUAAUGCGUCCUUUAGGUUCAGUGGCAAGCCUCUGUUUAGUAUUAUCCAACCAUCCACCAUGGAUUCCUUCGGUUUGUGCGACAUAUAAUUGUGUAUUGUAAACAUCGUGGUCGGAAUGUGCUCAAGUAUCUGCAUCCUCCGUUGUGUAUUAUACAUAUAAUGACAA